Molecule: messenger RNA, 3350 nt
Organism: Dromaius novaehollandiae (emu)
Lineage: Eukaryota; Metazoa; Chordata; Aves; Casuariiformes; Dromaiidae
Gene: GEMIN8
Product: gem nuclear organelle associated protein 8
Exons: 4
Coding region: 825-1526 (233 amino acids)
Biological process (GO): spliceosomal snRNP assembly
Cellular component (GO): SMN complex
Source: RefSeq, a predicted model, not a curated record
AUUUAUGAAAAUGAGUUACUCUAUUUGGCAAAGCAGGUUUUUCAUGUUUGGUAAAGUAAUAUAAUUGGAUAGAUUUGCCAGGAUUUUUUUCUCUCUUUCCUCUCUUUCCCCUUCAAAGAGCAUAUGUAUAUGCUGUAUACUAAUGUAGUAUCAGACUUCACCAUCUACUGCUUUAAAAACAGUAAAAACAGUGUGCUUACAUUAGGCUCUGAACCUGAUUUCUGUUUGUACUGAAGCUAGUUUAGAGGCUUCUGCCAUGUAAGAAAUAGAGUGAUCGUAAACUUCUAAUAUACAUCAUUUUUCUGAAGUGGAAAAUAAAAGAAUCGGCUACCAUGAGCUUAGGUUUUCAAGUAUGAGAAAAAGACUCUUACAGUGACCUUGACACUGUCCAGAUGGGUAUGUGGAAGAGACAAUAAGUACUGGAAGAGACAAUAAGUACAUAUGUAAGUCAUGAGAAUGGAAACACAAGUUCUGAAGAGGUAGCAUGAGGUGUUCCUUUUCAUUCAUUUCAGACAUCUUAUUUCCCAAGAGUCUUUAAUAUAUCUAUGGGUUACUAGUGCUACAAGUCACUGUAGUGUUUUAUGAGUGACCUUAGCUCUGUGUUUUAUUCUUUCUCCUCUAGGCAGGCAGGAGAGAAUACAAUGAAGUCACACAUUUUGGCUGCCUAAUGCCCAAUUCUGCAAGCCUUUACUUGCAUGAGUGUUUCCAUUGAUUGCAAUAGGACCGCUCAUGUAUGUAGGACUUCUUGUAGACAUGUUGCUGUGACCACGAGUUUAUGCAUUUGAGCUUGUUUACCUUGAUCACCAGAACAAACUCCACAAGAGAUGGAGAAAUUGCCACAGGAAGACACUGAGCCAUGGUAUUUUCAGCAAGUGUAUGCAAGAUACUGGAAGCAUUAUGAUCUAGCCAUGUGCUGGAUGCACAAACACCAGAAAGCUUACAGGAAAGCCAUGGAGUCCUUCUAUGACUUACUGUGGCAUCCUUCUGCAGCCUCUCCAACUAGCCGUUACUCAGAUUGGGAUGGAAAUGACAUACCACAUACCCGCAACUGUUUUUCCAGCUACAGCCCAUGUGGCAAAGCUAAAUACCAUGGUGGAGCUCAGCAGUACAGGAGUGCCCAACCGCGGAGGGAGGAUGCUGACAGGGACUCGGAAAUGGAGGAGGGCUCUGAGUCCGAAGAGGAGAUAGAAUAUGACUUGAGUAACAUGGAGAUCACAGAAGAACUUCGACAGUUUUUUGCACAGACAGAGAGGCACCGGGAAGAACUGCGGAAACAGCAGCAGCUGGAAGCUGAGCACCAAGAAGUUUAUGUGGAGGCUGAUCAUGACCUUCACAUGAAGACAGGGCGUUCUGUACAGCCACCUGCAGAAAGACCUGGGGAGAGGCGAAUGGUAGAAAUGAAGAAACUCUAUGGUGCUGCAGCUGCCAAAAUCCAAGCAAUGGAGACUGCUAUGCAGCUUACCUUUGAUAGGAACUGUGACAAAAAGCAGCCCAAAUACUGGCCUGUUAUUCCCCUCAAGCUGUGAGUAUCUGGACUGUGCUCUGACCUGGCACAGAGCUGUAGUGAUGUGUGCCUCAGUCAGUUUGUGCAGCUGAAAGAACAAACUGCAAUUUUUGCUUUUGGUUGGGUUUUCUUUUUUUUUUUUCCUUUUUUUCUGAGGGGAGGGGAUAGGAGAAAGGAGGAGGAGGAAUGGUUCUUUGCCCUGUGUUCUUUUUGUACUAUCUGUCAGUGAUAGCCCCAGUCCAUUCUACAUGCAUAUACUUGUUAAGUUAUAAAAGGAGGGACAGUAAUAUUUUACCCAUCUAAAGCCAUAGUUUCUCUCGUUUGAUGCCAGCCUGCCUUGACCAUUCUUGCAAGAAAUGCAGCACUAUUCGUUUAUGCUCAGUAAAAUUUACACUGGGACAACUUGAUGCCAAAAACCCCCAAUAUGAAUUGCCUGCUUUUCCCUUUUAGGAAAGUGAGUAUUCCCAAUAUUUUAGUAUUAAAUUUAGUAUAGUAGUAUUUGAAUUGCAUUUAACACAGCACAGCUUGAAGUGUUAUGUCUGCUAAUCUUUGAUUUUGGGGAACCAGGAGCCCACUGGCCUAGAUACAACAUACCAAAUUACUAUAGCCUAGCCAUUUGAAUUCUUUUUCAAAGGUUUGUAGUAAGUCAGGAAGUUUUUCUUCCAGACUGAUACUUAGCUGGCAGAAAUUCAGCCCUAAAGCAAAAUUAUAUACAAAAAUGUUUUAACGAAAGGGAACAAAAAAAAAGACUGACAUGGCACCCUCUGUUAGAAGUUUGUUUAGCAAAAGAGACCCUUGAGAUGAAAAAGCACUACUGGGGCCAAUGCCAACAGUGAUUUUUGCCAUUUUAAUAAAAAGCAUCUAAUUGGUUUGAUGCUUUGAGGAAAAAGAACAACUAGUCUGAGAGCCUAAGGGUACAUCUGUACACUGUAUGUGCAGGUUGGAAGCUAUGUAGCUGUGACAGCUACGUUCCUUUCAGGUGCAGCUUCCCAGUGACAGCCUUUGUGUUGUAUGCACACAGCUUAAACGUAGGCAAAUUAGCUGUGCCUCUGUGUGUGCUCAUCCAUCUGGACAGGCUGUUUGGCUCCAGUUCUGUCACCCUUUACUUUUGGGCAUUUGUGAUUGCCCCACUAGUAGCUGGUGUGGUGAAGUGAGGUACAAGUGAUCUGUUUAAGAGAAGCAGAAUUAGCCCCUUAAUAUUGGUGACUCCUUAGAAAAUGGUACCCUGAACACUCCAACACUACUUCUAAAAGCUUUCUGCCAAGCAUGGCUGCUACUACAGCAUUGUGUGCUGAAGAUCUCUAGUUUGUGUUAUGCAGCAUUUCCACACCAAGGCAGAGGAAAAAUAUACUGUUUUAAUUCUCAUAAACAUUCAUGUAUCCUUUUGGGGACAGAGGAAGUUGCUACUGAAAUUCUUCCUGUGAUUCAUGCCCAUUGGAUCUCCUAUAUCUCUCUAGCACAUGUAGUUUGUAACACACAGCUGUAGUUACUAUGCCCUCUGCAGCAGCCAGUUGCACCAAAGCAAAUCUGAAGUGCAGUUUGGAAUCUCCUUGUUCUUACUAGUGUUACCCUGUUUUAAAAAGCACCAUUUUUAUUUCAGUUCCUCCUUCAUUUUAGUGUGAUGAGAUGGAGUUGAAUUGAACACUGAAAUUAAAAGCCCCCAGCCUCUAAGACUUGUUACUGGUGUGACUGAUCUGAAAAACUCAUGUGUGGGAAGAGAGGGAAAAGGGUUGUGGGUGGAUAGUCCUGCAUUUGUCUUCACUCUUGUUUUUGGGGGGGUUGUCAGAAAUUUAGUGUUUUGUUUGGGUUUCUCUUUGUUGACCAAAUAAAUUCUCUUUGUAACAUA